GGCUGCGCCCGGCCGGAGCGCGCAGGGCAGCGGCGCCAUGCCCACCAACUUCACCGUGGUGCCCGUGGAGGCGCGCGCCGACGGCGGCGUGGAUGAGGCGGCCGGGCUGGCGGAGGCGCCGGGGGUCCCCGAGGGCGCGGAGCCCGACUGCCCCAGCCCGGGAGAUGGGAACCCCAGGGAGAGCAGCCCUUUCCUCAGCAGCGUGGAGCUGGAGAGAGAGAGUCACUUGGAAGGGAAGAACAUGGCGCUCUUUGAGGAGGAGAUGGACAGCAACCCCAUGGUGUCCUCCCUGCUGAACAAGCUGGCCAACUACACCAACCUGAGCCAGGGCGUGGUGGAGCACGAGGAGGACGAGGACAGCCGCCGCAGGGAGGCCAAGGCCCCGCGCAUGGGCACCUUCAUCGGCGUCUACCUGCCCUGCCUGCAGAACAUCCUGGGGGUCAUCCUCUUCCUGCGCCUGACGUGGAUCGUGGGCGCGGCCGGCGUGCUGGAGUCCUUCCUCAUCGUCUCCCUGUGCUGCACCUGCACGAUGCUGACCGCCAUCUCCAUGAGUGCCAUCGCUACCAAUGGUGUGGUCCCAGCUGGAGGUUCGUACUACAUGAUAUCCCGCUCACUGGGGCCUGAGUUUGGAGGGGCCGUGGGUCUCUGCUUCUACCUGGGCACCACCUUUGCAGGCGCCAUGUACAUCCUGGGCACCAUUGAGAUCUUCUUGACCUACAUCUCCCCCAGCGCGGCCGUCUUCCAGGCCACGGAGGCGGGCGGCGAGGCCGCGGCGCUGCUGAACAACAUGCGCGUGUACGGCAGCUGCACGCUGGCCCUCAUGGCCAUGGUGGUCUUCGUGGGCGUGAAGUACGUCAACAAGCUGGCCCUGGUCUUCCUGGCCUGCGUGGUGCUCUCCAUCCUGGCCAUCUAUGCCGGUGUCAUCAAGACGGCCUUCGACCCGCCCGACAUCCCGGUCUGCCUCCUCGGGAACCGCACCCUUGCAAAGCGCAGCUUCGAGGCCUGUGCCAAGACGCACAUCGCCAACAACGGCACGGUGACCACCGCGCUCUGGAGCCUCUUCUGCAACAGCUCCAGCCCCAGCGCCUCCUGCGACGAGUACUUUGUGCAGAACAAUGUCACUGAGAUCCAGGGCAUCCCUGGUGUGGCCAGCGGUGUCCUCCUGGAUAACCUGUGGAGCGCGUACUCGGACAAGGGGGCAUUUGUGGAGAAGGAGGGCGUGCCGUCCGUGCCUGUGUCCGAGGAGAGCCGCGCCAGCGGGCUGCCGUACGUCCUCACGGACAUCAUGACCUACUUCACCAUGCUUGUGGGCAUCUACUUCCCCUCCGUGACGGGUAUCAUGGCAGGAUCCAACCGUUCCGGGGACCUCAGGGACGCCCAGAAGUCCAUCCCCACAGGGACCAUCUUGGCCAUUGUAACCACGUCUUUUAUCUAUCUCUCCUGCAUAGUGCUUUUUGGGGCCUGCAUUGAAGGCGUGGUCUUGCGAGAUAAGUUUGGGGAAGCCCUGCAAGGGAACCUGGUCAUCGGCAUGCUGGCCUGGCCGUCCCCCUGGGUCAUUGUCAUCGGCUCCUUCUUCUCCACCUGUGGUGCUGGCCUGCAGAGCCUGACGGGGGCGCCCCGUCUGCUGCAGGCUAUCGCCCGUGAUGGCAUCGUCCCCUUCCUGCAGGUGUUCGGACAUGGGAAGGCCAACGGGGAGCCCACCUGGGCCCUGCUGCUCACAACCCUCAUCUGUGAAAUGGGCAUCCUCAUUGCCUCCCUGGACAGUGUGGCCCCCAUCCUGUCUAUGUUCUUCCUUAUGUGCUACAUGUUUGUGAACCUGGCCUGCGCCGUGCAGACCCUGCUGCGAACGCCCAACUGGCGUCCACGCUUCAAGUUCUACCACUGGACGCUGUCCUUCCUCGGCAUGAGCCUGUGCCUGGCCCUGAUGUUCAUCUGCUCCUGGUACUAUGCCCUCUUCGCCAUGCUCAUCGCCGGCUGCAUCUACAAGUACAUCGAGUACCGCGGGGCUGAGAAGGAGUGGGGAGACGGCAUCAGGGGCCUGUCUCUGAACGCUGCCCGCUACGCCCUACUGCGCCUGGAGCACGGGCCACCCCACACCAAGAACUGGAGGCCCCAGGUGUUGGUGAUGUUGAACCUGGAUGCUCAGCGCUGUGUGAAGCACCCCCGCCUGCUGUCCUUCGCCUCACAGCUGAAGGCCGGCAAGGGCCUCACCAUCGUGGGCUCAGUGCUGGAGGGCACUUACCUGGACCAGCACCUGGAGGCCCAGCAGGCUGAGGAGAACAUCCGGUUCCUGAUGGGCCUGGAGAAGACCAAGGGCUUCUGCCAGCUGGUGGUGUCCUCCAACCUGCGGGACGGCACGUCGCACCUGAUCCAGUCGGCCGGCCUGGGGGGCAUGAAGCACAACACGGUGCUCAUGGCCUGGCCCGGGUCCUGGAAGCAGGAGGACAACCCUUUCUCCUGGAAGAACUUUGUUGACACUGUCCGCGACACCACAGCGGCCCAGCAGGCCUUGCUGGUAGCCAAGAACAUCGACUUGUUCCCGCAAAACCAGGAACGCUUCAGCGAGGGGAGCAUCGACGUGUGGUGGAUAGUGCAUGACGGGGGCAUGCUCAUGCUGCUGCCCUUCCUGCUGCGCCAGCACAAGGUGUGGCGGAAGUGCCGGAUGCGCAUCUUCACAGUGGCCCAGGUGGACGACAACAGCAUCCAGAUGAAGAAGGACCUGCAGGUGUUCCUGUACCACCUGAGGAUCAGCGCCGAGGUGGAGGUGGUGGAGAUGGUUGAGAACGACAUCUCUGCGUUCACCUAUGAGAAGACCUUGGUGAUGGAGCAGAGGUCCCAGAUGCUGAAGCAGAUGCAGCUGUCCAAGAACGAGCGGGAGAGAGAGGCCCAGCUGAUCCACGACAGGAACACUGCGUCCCAUGCCGCGGCGGCCACCAGGCCCCAGGCCCUGUCGGUGCCCGACAAGGUGCAGAUGACCUGGACGAAGGAGAAGCUGAUUGCGGAGAAGCACAGGAGCAAGGAGGCCAGCACCCCUGGGUUCAAAGACCUCUUCAGCCUGAAGCCGGACCAGUCCAACGUCAGGAGGAUGCACACGGCCGUGAAGCUCAAUGGGGUCGUCCUCAACAAGUCCCAGGACGCCCAGCUGGUCCUGCUGAACAUGCCGGGGCCCCCAAAAAACCGGCAGGGGGAUGAGAACUACAUGGAGUUUCUUGAGGUCUUGACCGAGGGGCUGAACAGGGUGCUUCUGGUCAGGGGCGGUGGCCGGGAGGUCAUCACCAUCUACUCCUAAGGCCUGAUGACGGUGGGCAUGCCAGAUGGGGUGAGGACGGUGCCAGCCCAACUCAGACUGACAGAUGUCACUCAGGCCACCUGACCUGCUGCACCUGGCUUCCUACAGAAGUUUCUAGAGCCACCACCUGGGCUCCCUCCACACAGAAGACAUUCUAGGAAGUACUGAGAGGGGCCGCGAGUGACUGGAGAGCCCCCUGUAUCCGUCCAGGGCAGAGCUCCAUGUACCCAGCAACCUGGGGUUGACCAGUGUCCACUGCCCAGCCUCAGCCAGACUGUGACUUCGCAUGUCAUUGACACCCCACACAGAACACUUAUGGCAAAGCAUGCUUGUCCCCUGGGCCAAGGGCAGAAUGUCAGUGUGGCCGUGGGGCUCCGUGCCUCCCAGUCUCCCAUGAACAGCUGGGCCAGUGCACACUGGGCAGGGUGCUGAACAGAGCCUGCGUCCCGGUGGGGUGUGAGUGCCAGCUGGUCCCUCCUGGGCUCCCCUGCCGAGCUGCGGCUGUGUGGGGGUCCCAGCUGCUCUUCGUAAGCACCCACAGGGCCCUGCCAGUGUGCGCCUGGGCGGCGGGGGCCUGCUGCCCUGAGUGGGGGUGUGCGGGACCUAAGAGCCGGGAACUCUGCACAUGGCCCACGUGCAGAGUGGAGUGCCGUCCCACCCCUUGCCCUGUGAAGGAGAAGGCAGCCUCAGCUGGACGAGCCCCCUGCUGGGCGUGGGCCCCGUGCGGUGAGGCAGCAACAGCUGGGCACCCUCACCACCUGCUGCUGGUUCGCACUUUACCUUGGAGCUUUCCGGUUCUAGGUCAGCUGUGUGGGCAGGCUGUGGGCUCACUUGGCCUUGCUGGCCUCGCUGCCCGCUGCGUGGGUUAUUUAUUUAUUUAAACACCCUGGGGCCUUUUGGGGGCGACCCCACUGUCCACAGAGCUUGCUUCCUCAGAGGUCCCACACUCAGGCCCUGGGCUGUCUCUGGCUUCCAGGGCUCCCUAGCGAAUAAGCCCGUCCACAGAGUCCAGGUCAGGGCAGAGGCACUGUAGGGCACAGGGAGGGUCAGCUCGCCAGUGACCACUGUUCGGCUCAUGUCCCACACAGGCAGUGGGCCUGCCCGCUGAGGGCCGCCAGAGCAGAGCCGUGUGGAAGGCCCCUGCCUCGUCCCAGGAAGGGCCAGGGGACCUGGGCUGCAGCUCCGCCCUGGCCGGCUUUUCCUUUGUGAACCUGCCUUGUCACUGCAGCCAUCCAAAAUCGACUUCAUGGUUUCCUUUUAUAGAUUCCUUGUCUUUGUCUGAUUCUGUUUGUAGAAUAAAGUCCUAUGAAACCUGA
Molecule: messenger RNA, 4605 nt
Organism: Marmota flaviventris (yellow-bellied marmot)
Lineage: Eukaryota; Metazoa; Chordata; Mammalia; Rodentia; Sciuridae
Gene: Slc12a7
Product: solute carrier family 12 member 7
Biological process (GO): potassium ion import across plasma membrane; chloride ion homeostasis; potassium ion homeostasis
Cellular component (GO): plasma membrane
Molecular function (GO): potassium:chloride symporter activity
Source: RefSeq, a predicted model, not a curated record